Molecule: messenger RNA, 2298 nt
Organism: Trichogramma pretiosum
Lineage: Eukaryota; Metazoa; Arthropoda; Insecta; Hymenoptera; Trichogrammatidae
Gene: Rcd-1
Product: CCR4-NOT transcription complex subunit 9
Exons: 4
Coding region: 238-1509 (423 amino acids)
Biological process (GO): negative regulation of translation; mRNA catabolic process
Cellular component (GO): CCR4-NOT core complex; P-body; CCR4-NOT complex
Source: RefSeq, a predicted model, not a curated record
CCGUGCGAGUUACGACGGGUGUUUUUGUUUAUACGCGAUCCCGAACGGCCCGGACAAAAAAUCAUAUCGUAUUAACCAGUCAGUGGCGUAAAACGUCUUGCAACCCAACGGACAGUCGACACGCGUAGGAUCGCACGAACCAAGGACUCGUUUUUUAUACAUUUUUAAAGCACUCAGGACUUGAUUUUAAUCAUCACUUUUAACACAAAAUAACUCAAGACAAAAACGACGAAAAAGAUGAAAGGACCGGUACACUUUACAUUCGACUGUCAUCAUCCGGGUUACUUGUUAUGGUACCAAGAGAAGUACUCUGACGUACAUCUACAUCCGAGGGAUGUAAUGCACGAGAUGCUCGAACUACCGCGAGUAGUUUUGAAUCCCGAAUUAGCGGAAAAACUUUGGGAAGAUUGUAAGAAGAUGGAAAGGUUAGGAGUUAUUAAAACUUCUACUUGCAAAAACAGAUAUUCAAGUGAAGAUCCUGAAGAAUUUGAACAACUCAUAUCAGAUAUUGUAAAGAGUAACAUUCUAGACAAUUCAUAUAUUAAAAGUGAAAUAACUGAUACAAAUAAAAUGGGUAGCAAGCAGCAAAGUCCGCAAUCUAUUCAGGCAGCCAUGGAACGAGAGAAACUAUAUACUUACAUCAUAGAAUUGUCAAAUCCAGAAACUCGACAGAAUGCUCUGUUGGAAUUGAGUAAGAAGCGCGAGAGUGUCCCAGAAUUAGCUCCUAUGCUUUGGCAUUCAUUUGGCACAGUUGCUUCUCUACUCCAGGAAAUCAUUAAUAUAUAUCCUGCGAUUAAUCCAGCAACACUUACAGCUCAUCAAAGUAAUAGAGUCUGUAAUGCUUUAGCAUUACUGCAAUGUUUUGCCAGUCAUCCGGACACUAGAUCUGCUUUUUUAUCGGCACAUAUUCCAUUAUUCUUGUACCCAUUUUUACAUACGGUUAAUAAAACAAGACCUUUUGAGUAUCUUCGGUUAACUAGUCUAGGAGUGAUAGGUGCAUUAGUAAAAACAGAUGAACAAGAAGUUGUUACAUUCCUGCUAACAACUGAAAUCAUUCCAUUAUGUUUACGUAUAAUGGAAAGUGGUUCAGAAUUGAGUAAGACUGUGGCAACUUUUAUUCUGCAAAAAAUACUACUGGAUGAUAGUGGUUUAUCUUAUAUCUGUCAGACUUAUGAUAGAUUCAGUCAUGUAGCUAUGAUUUUAGGAAAAAUGGUCCUGUCAUUAGCUAAAGAACCAUCAGCUCGUUUGUUAAAACAUGUAGUUAGAUGCUAUCUGAGGUUAUCAGAUAACCCUAGAGCAUUACUAGCUUUGAGGCAGUGUCUACCAGAUCAAUUAAGAGAUGGCACGUUUUCUUCUUGUUUGUCAGAAGAUGUAUCCACUGAACAUUGGUUGAGCCAGUUACUAAAGAAUUUAGAAACUGGUCCUCCCAAUCCAACAGUUUUACCAAUGAGCAAUCAGCAGGUUCAACAAGAUCCCAGAGCUAUGGGAAUGUCUCCACUUACAUCAUGAUUGUCCUAAUUAGGCUUUCUUGAAUCUUAGAAAUUGAUACUAUAUUGGGCAUCUAUUUCACUGUAGUAUAAGCAAAAUCCUAUUUAAGCCAAACAAAAGCAGAUUUUUAAAAAAAUGUCAAAUCCUAAGUACUGGUGAAUACUUCUAUCAAUUAAUUGAUCAAAGUUAAUGAUAUUAAACAUACUUGAUAAAUUAUGCAUCAAGAUUGAGAAAUAGCAAAAUGAACUCUAUUCUGAGUUUCCAGUUCGUAUCUAUUGAAUGUGAUGUGUACAUAAUGCAUAGUCAUGGAGUGAGCUAAUAUAAUAUUUCUUAAUUGUUUUGAUUUGUGAUAAUAAUAGUGUGUAAAUUAAUUUAUAAAUAGAACAUAUUAGAGUUAGAGACUUCAUGACGUACUAAAUUAGGUUGUAUACAAUUAGAAUAUCUAGUACAUAUACGUAUAUAUUUAUAAAACAUAUAUACAUAAAACAAUUACAAUGAUUACAAUUUGAAUGUUUAAUUUUAGUAUUUAUCGGCGUUUAAAAAUUGUAAAAAUUAGCCAGUGUAAGAGUGAAUAAGCGCAUGAUUGCAUGAGAAAUUGUACAAGCAAUGAGUAUGUAAUAGCAUGAAGAUAUGAAUUGAAAUGUUUGUAAGUUUGUAAAAUAAUAUAAAAAUUAGAAACGCUUCUUAACAUCAUGUAAAAUAGAAGAUACUGUAAACAAUUCAGCUACUAUGGGUUAAUGUUUAUUUCCAACAAAACUUACUUAUAGCACAAAUUUGAAAAUAAUAAAACCUUACUCUUUUUUUACAACA